Molecule: messenger RNA, 630 nt
Organism: Podospora pseudopauciseta
Lineage: Eukaryota; Fungi; Ascomycota; Sordariomycetes; Sordariales; Podosporaceae
Exons: 2
Coding region: 1-630 (209 amino acids)
Source: RefSeq, a predicted model, not a curated record
AUGCUACCGCUUCUGUUCUUCCUUCUCCCCUCCUUCACCCUCUCCUCCCCCGCUGUCUUCCCCUCGGAUGACAGUAACAACCCUUCCUCCUCAGCCAAUAACAACAACAACAACAACCACAACAACCACAACAACCACAACAACCACAACAACCCCACCGAUCUAACAGCCCCAACCCCAGAAUAUCCCCUCCCUUGGAGCCUCACUCACUCCUCCUCCUCCCCAGCAGAGCCAGACAUCUGGACCGACGACCCCACCCUCGCCAACCCCUCCCCGCAAUACCCCCUCCCCUUCGCCUCCACCUCCAACAUCUCCUUCGCAUCCCUAGCCUCGCAAGCCAGAAUUAGGAUCGGCUGCACAAACAACCCCGUCGACGCGUCCGAGUUAGAGAACAGUCUCACUUGCUUGAGCAACUGGUGCAGCACCGGGAACACGAUCCCGCCCCGUGGGGGGGAGUUUUGUAAUGUGGGAGGGAGUAUGAUGUAUAUCUGUGCUAAUGAGAUGGUUACUGCUUGGGGGAGUAUACAGAGGGAUUGUGGGCCGGGCAGGGGGGGGUGGUGGUUUAGUAACGAUUGGAAGAAGACUUAUGGGAUCGAUUCGGCGGGGGCCAAUGUUUGUGGGAAUUUGUAG